AACAUAACCUUACAAAUUACACCAAAAAUGGAUUCAAAUUUCGAAAAUUCAUGUAGAAUCUGUGCAAAUGAGAAAACAGAAGACCUUGGCAAUUUAUUCGAGAUAAAUUUUAUUGAUACACAUCUUUGUAUUGAAUAUUUAAGAAAAAUUACUGACCUUAAAUAUUCCUUUGAUGACAUUUUACCGAAAACCAUCUGCAAAGAAUGUUUAACAAAUCUAAAUUUUUCAUACAAUUUCACUCAGCAGUGUAUAAACUCUGAAAAAUUGUUAAAAACUAAAGAAACUCAAAUACUAUUACAAAUAGAGCAAGAGGCUUCAAAACCCAAAGAACAAGAUCUAAAUGAGACCUGUGAUACCCUUAAAAGCAAUUACGAAGAAAUAAUAUUAACAGUUAGUCCAAAUGUGAAACACACAGAUGAAAAGUAUACUUGUAUAGUCUGCUCAAAAUUGUUUAGCAAUAAAAUUAAAUUACAAAAGCAUUUAAAAACACAUGAUGAUAGCAAUCCUUUUAAAUGUGAAGAGUGUCUUCAGACUUUUUCAAAAAAAUGGAACUUUGAUACUCAUAUGAGAUCCCAUGUUAAAAAUGAAGAUAAAAAAUAUUCUUGUGAAGUUUGUGGGCAGCAAUUUAUGUUUCAGUAUUUGCUAACUAUACAUGAAUAUAAGCAUAAAGAAGAUAAACCUUUCCCAUGUUCAAAAUGCAACAAAAGUUGUUUGACAGGAGAACACCUUAGAAGACAUGUAAAAAUACAUGAAAAGGGCUACAUAAAAAAAGUCCACUCGUGUUUGGUUUGCAACAAAAAAUUUUCAUACCCGAGUUUUCUGGAGGUCCAUAUGAAAACUCACACUGGAGAAAAGCCCCAUUUGUGUUCUGUGUGUGGGAAAGCCUUCAGGCAAAUAGGAUCAUUACAUUUUCACCAACGGGUGCAUACAGGGUACAGACCAUACCCUUGUAAUGUUUGUGGGGAAAGUUUUAUGUCAUCAAGUGCUCUAACAGGUCAUAGUAGAAAACACACAAAUGAAAAACCUUUUGUUUGUGAUAUUUGUGGUGUUAAAUUUGGAAGAAGUGGAGACAUGAAAAGUCAUCAAAAAACCCACACUGGUGAAAAAAGCUACUUGUGCACCAUUUGUGGAAAAAAGUUUACCACAACUGGUCAAUUAACAAUUCAUGUAAGAUCUCAUACAGGUGAAAAACCUUUUUCCUGCACUACAUGCUUAAAAUCGUUCACAACUUCAACAUCAUUGAAAAAACAUGAACGUAUACACACUGGAGAACGCCCUUAUGUUUGUCAAGUUUGUGGCAAGGGAUUUACUCAAAGAGGAAAUCUUACAUCUCACCUUAAUUUCCAUAAUAAAACGAAAAAAACAAGAAGAAAAAACAAGAGUAAUUCAAAACCUAUUGGUGAUAAUUGUAAUGAUUUAACUGUAUUACAAGUUGUAAGUAAUGGAAAAAACGUGGAAGUGGAAGAUAAUGUGGAAUAUACUGAAAUGAUGCCCAUGCCUGUACCCACAGUUAAUCUUUAAUUCCUAGUAAUUUAAUAAAAAGUAAUUAAGUUCAAUAUUGAAUUUUUGUAAAAAUGCAAUUAUUAUUUCAAUAAAUACAUACAUAUAUUGUUCUUUAA
This is a messenger RNA of Brassicogethes aeneus, 1619 nucleotides long. The record is from the annotation of a GenBank genome assembly. NCBI's taxonomy places the organism in Eukaryota, Metazoa, Arthropoda, Insecta, Coleoptera, Nitidulidae.